UUUUGUUUUCUUUUUUUUUUCUACCGAAGCGCGUUAUUUCACGCAAUUUCGAAAUAUCUCGCCGCAAUUUCCACUGCGUAUCUUCUAUUUCUUGUGUUUAUCGACAUCUGUUGUAAUUUUUAUUAAAAAAAAAAAAAUAAAAAAGACACUUUCCAGACGAACGUCUAUACUGUAGCGAUGUGAUCUCAUACGGCAAACACUUUUAACAUGACAAAUUGCGCACGCGCUUGCACACGUGUGCGCGUCAAUAAAGUUUUUUUCACAAUUGUUGCUUUAAUUUAUUUAUACUACUACUGAUAUGUACGCGUAUAGCAAUUAUCAACUUCGUCUCGCGGUCUUAUCGUCGUAUACACCCGCGCUAUGUCACGCCGCCGGUUGAAAAUUCCCUAUGUGUGUUCCGCGCGCGUUCUUAUCAGACAGAAACCCCCCAACUGUGCCUUUAGUCGCCUACCAACCCUCAGCCAGUCGAUAUCGGGCGCAGAGCGCUUGCGAGCAGUAGCCGCUACGCUACACCGCGCGUCUGUGUGUGAUAUUUCGCCGAGUUCUUUUCGUCCGGGGGUGCGUCGCGAUUUUUCUGCCUCUUUUCUUGUGUGUUGCCUCUCCUCCUCGUUCUUCGAUUUCCGCGGGAGGAUCGUCCGCUCGAAAAAACCCGCUGCCUGGAACGAAAAAAAAUCGUCGCACACUUCCCCCGUGUGCACAAGUGUACGUCGUUCGUCGUGUACGUUCGUCUCAUCACCCGCGCGCGGGGUAAUCGAUCAGAAUCUCCUCUAUAAUUCAUCCCACACGUGGUAAUUCGACAAGCGCGCACGGGUACGAGCGUUUUAACGUUCGGACGGAGCGACCGAAAUAAAAGAUCCAAGUCACACCGACUGGACCGACCGCCCAAAAACGUGCAGUGCCGGAGAAAGUGUCUCGAAGGGGAUGAGGAUGUAAACUGUCGCGAAAGUUCGCGAGCCGAUUAAUUUGCGCGAGAGAUUAUAAGCGCGCGCGUGUUGGAAACUUUUUUUUUUCCGGAGGAGGUAAAACGCGAGUUUCUCUCCGCCGUGAGUACGCACAUGUCGCGGUGAUCGAGCCCAUUGUUCUCUCUGUCUCCCUCGUUGAUGAUCGAACGGAGAUGAUCGAACGCGAUCGCGGAACGAUCAUCUUCGGAGCUCGCGGCGAUCGUGUGUUGUACGGACAGAUAUCGUGCCGGAAGUGAGAAGUGACGCGGGAGACAAAAUCCUCCCCGACGAGAUUUUACGAAGGUAAGCGCGCUUGAAAGAUAGGCGGCGUGGUCCUGCUUGAAAUGGACUCGGUGGCGGUGACGGUGCCGCUUCGUCAGCCGACGAAGAAGAUGAAGAAGCGUAAGGAGCUGGACGCCCUCGCGCCGGCGCACGCCAUUUCCCGUCGGAGUUCCGGCAAACGCAGUUCGCAGGAAUUGCUGACGGACAGCAGCGACGACCGCUCGGAAUACUGGAACGUCUCCACCAGAAGCGGUCGCAAGUGCAGGGGCAGGAGGGGUCGCGUUUGUCCCGGAUUGCUGAAGGCUUGCAACGCGUUUCUGGCAUGUGCCUCCGUGUUGGCGACCGCCAGUUUGAUAUGGCUGUUUAUCGACGUUCGCCAACAGCUUACCGCUCUACGAACCGAAUUAGACCAAGUGAUAGCAGGAAGCGAGGGUGUUCCGGACGCUCUGCAGAAGUGCCACUCGUUGUCGAGGGAUCUGCAGAACAACCAGACAAUUAUCUUCUCCCGACUGUCCGAUCUCAAACAACAAAUAAAUAAUUUCACGGUACAGCUGGCGCAUAUUCAGCAGGAUUUGCAUAAGGUGCAGGAGUACUUCCAGGCCAAGCCCGAGAUGGCCAAUUUGCCGAAACGUUUGGACGAGCUGUCGACCAGCGUCGGAACGUUCGGUAGUCAGAUAAGCGAUUUGGGAGCGACGGUUAAAACGUUGAAGGAUACGAACAUGAGAGUGCAAGAUGCACAAACUACCAUGCAACAGAACAUCAACAAUAUCAAGCAAACUGUGUUAGAAUUGUCGAACAUCACUCAAAAGCCGCAGAUCGUGAGCACCGAUGAGACAAAACUUAAGACUGAUAAGCUAAACUCCACGAUAUUGCAUUUAAUGAAUAAUUUAACGCACGUGAAUGAAACUUUAUCGAGUAAAUUGCAAUGGGUAUCCGAAGAUCAAACCAAAGAUCGCAAAAAGUUGGUUUCUCUUCAAGAAGCAACAGCGGCUAUCAACACGACAGUGAUGUCCUUGCAAGGAGAGUGCGUUAAAAUGUCCGAACAAGCUUCCAUUCUGGCAUCGGUUCAACAACUGAAAGAAAAAGUGAACGAAAUACGCACGACGGACGUAGAGUUAAUCGGCAAGUUGAAACAAUUGGAGCAAUCUUACAGCGGACUGAAGAAUUCUACUAGUAUUAUGUUCGCGACCGUGUCCGAGAUGCAGAAUCAGCAACAAGUCAACAAGAUCAAAUUGUUGGACUCGUUCAGCAACGAUAUAACAACGGAGACGGAUCGCGGUGCAACAGAUGUAGUUGACAUUGCUCAGAAGAACAACGCAGGCAACAAAAAAUUGAAGAUGUGGCGGAAACGUUCCAGCGUGUACGAAGAGUGAACGGGAUGAGAACUUUCGUCACACACGCGCGUGUGGAAGUCACUUUGUUGUUCAAUCUGACGCGAAAAUUGUGUAUUUGUGUAAAUACUAAUAAAUUUAAAACACGCUAUAUACAUGCGAUUCUAUGUACAUACACGGGAAGAGGAGACUCUAUAAUUAUGAUUGCGCGCGUCUCUCUGUCAGAUUAAAAUUCGUCGGUAGAAUUCGCGUUCAACAUGUGUGUGCGAUCGCACGUUGAAAGAGAGGAGACUGCGAAGCGUGUCACGGCCUGAAAGAAGCUAAUUUACUUGCCCCCGAGCAAUAACUUUAGAUCGCAUUAUCAUCGUUUAGGCUGAAAACACUCCUGUAUUCGACUUAGGUCUCGAAGAGGACAACUAGUCAAUUUUUCUCCGAACAGUGAACUUUAUAACCCGAACGGUUGCAAUUCGAAAAACCAAGAAAAGAGACGGGUCGCUACGCAUUUUUUUUUUCUCUCUCUCUCCGGCGAAGUUUUAUUCGGUGUUUGCCAAAUAUACAGAUAUAAAAACAGGAUACUUUUUUCGGAUGUCUCACGUUUCCGACCACUUCUCUCGGAUCGGUUUCCGCCGGCGUAUAGAGUUCACUGAAUUCCUAACGACACUAAAAAAAAAAAAAA
This is a messenger RNA of Pseudomyrmex gracilis, 3230 nucleotides long. RefSeq lists its product as uncharacterized. The record is from RefSeq and is a predicted model, not a curated record. Lineage: Eukaryota; Metazoa; Arthropoda; Insecta; Hymenoptera; Formicidae. Bases 1286 to 2596 code for a protein of 436 amino acids. The transcript is spliced from 9 exons.